Messenger RNA from Castor canadensis (American beaver), 3568 nucleotides. NCBI's taxonomy places the organism in Eukaryota, Metazoa, Chordata, Mammalia, Rodentia, Castoridae. The record is from RefSeq and is a predicted model, not a curated record.
CUUGACUACACCCUUUUUCAGAAAUCAGUGAGUAAGAACUGCUGGGAGUAGCCACCUAUUUAAGGAAUAAAUGAAGAAGCAGUGAUAAAGUUUUAAUCAUUGCACUAGACAAAAAAGAGAACUGUGCUUGAUUGUGUUUCCAGAGUACUUUUUCUAAUUUUCCUGACAGUGAAAUGAGAAUAAAACAGAUAAGUGUGUAUCAGCAAACUCAAGCACUUCUGCGCAAGAAUUUUCUUAAAAAAUGGAGAAUGAAGAGAGAGAGCUUAUUGGAAUGGGGCAUCCCAGUACUGGUAGGAGUAUAUUUGAGUUUGUUUUCAUAUUUUGGAGAAAAUAUUCAUUUUCAUGAAAAGCCUCCUCAGGAUCUGGGACGGGUAGAUAAAUUUAAUAUGUCUUCUACAAUGAUUGUAUACACACCAGUCUCUAAUAUAACCCAACAAAUAAUGAAUAAAACAGCAGCUGCUCCCUUUAUGAAAGGAACAAAAAUCAUUGGGGUACCAAAUACAACAUACAUGGAUAAGAUACUUCUGGAGAAUUUGCCAUAUGCUGUGGGAAUCAUCUUUAAAGACAGUUUCUCUUACAAGUUAAGAUUUUUUCUAGGCUAUGCAGCUCCAUUUUUGGAAGAAGAGUUUUCAGCUCAUUGCUGGGAAACAUAUGAUGACUUUUCGUGCAUAUUGUCCAGAUACUGGAAUAGAGGAUUUGUGACUUUACAAACGCUCAUUAACUCUGCUAUUAUAGAAAUCACAACAAAUCAUUCUGUGAUGGAGGAGCUGAUGUCAGUUACUGCUAUAAAUAUGAAGACAUUGCCUUUUAUUUCUAAAGACUUUCUCCAAAAUGAAAUAUUUAUUUUAGUCUGCUUGCUUUAUUUCUCCCCAAUUAUGUAUUUUGUAUCACUUGAUAUUACAAAAGAAAGAAAGAAGUCCAAGGAUUUGAUGAAAAUGAUGGGUCUGCAAGAUUCAGCAUUCUGGCUCUCCUGGUGCUUAAUCUAUGCUGGUUUCAUCUUCAUUAUUUCCAUAUUCAUUGCGACUGUCAUAACAUCCAGUGAAAUCAUAGUCAUGACCGGCUUCCUCGUCAUAUUUACACUCUUUUUCUUAUUUGGCUUCUCUUUGAUAGCUUUAGCAUUCCUGAUGAGUGUUUUGCUACAGAAGGCCGUCCUCACCAAUUUGCUUGUGUUUCUCCUUACCCUUUUUUGGGGGUGUAUGGGAUUCACUGCAUUUUACAGACAACUUCCUUCAUCUCUGGAGUGGAUUUUGAGUAUUUGUAGCCCCUUUGCCUUUACUUCUGGAAUGACUCAGAUUAUUCGCCUGGAUUAUAACUUGAAUGGUGUGAUUUUUCCUGAUCCUUCAGGAGACUCAUAUAUAAUGAUAGCAACAUUUUCCAUUUUGUCUUUUGAUGGUCUUCUCUACUUGUUAUUAGCAUUAUAUUUUGACAAAAUCUUACCCUAUGGGAAUGAGCGCCAUUAUUCUCCAUUGUUCUUUCUGAAUUCCUCAUGUUCCCAACACCAAAGGAUUAAUAAUAAGGUUCUUGAGAAAGAUGAGGAUCCUGACCCUCCCUCUGAUGAUUAUUUUGAACCCAUAGCUCCUGAAUUCCAAGGAAAAGAAGCCAUCAGAAUCAGAAAUGUUAAAAAAGAAUAUAAAAGAAAGUCUGGGAAAUUGGAAGCAUUGAAAGACUUGCACUUUGACAUAUAUGAAAGUCAAAUCACAGCAAUUCUGGGUCACAGUGGAGCUGGCAAAUCUUCACUACUAAACAUCCUUAAUGGAUUGACUAUUCCAACAGAAGGAUCAGUCACCAUCUAUAACAAAAAUGUCUCUGAAAUGAAAGAUUUGGAGGAAAUCAGAAAGAUAACUGGUGUUUGUCCUCAGUAUAAUAUUCAGUUUGACACACUCACUGUGAAGGAAAACCUCAGCCUGUUUGCUAACAUAAAAGGGAUUCAUCCACAGGAAGUGGAACAAGAGGUACAACAAAUUUUAUUGGAAUUGGACAUGCAAAAUAUUCAGGAUAACCUUGCUGGAUAUUUAAGUGAAGGACAGAAAAGAAAGCUGACCUUUGGUAUUGCCAUUUUAGGAGAUCCUCAAGUUUUGCUCUUGGAUGAACCAACUGCUGGGUUGGAUCCAUUUUCAAGGCAGCAAGUGUGGAGCUUCCUGAAGGAACGUAGAGCAAAUCAUGUGAUCCUCUUCAGUACCCAGUUUGUGGAUGAGGCUGACAUGCUAGCUGAUAGGAAAAUGAUCAUGUCCAGUGGGAGACUGAAAUGUGCAGGCUCUUCUGCUUUUUUGAAGAGAAAGUGGGGUCUUGGAUAUCACUUAAGUUUAUAUAGGAAUGAAACAUGUGAUCAAGAGCAAAUUACAUCCUUCAUUAAUCAUCACAUCCCUGAUGCCAAAUUAAAAACAGAAAACAAAGAAAAGCUUGUGUAUACUUUGCCUUUGGAAAGGACAAAUAAAUUUCCAGACCUCUUCAGUGAUCUGGAUACAUAUUCUGACCAGGGUAUGAUCAGUUAUGACAUCUCCAUGUCAAACCUGAAUGAAGUCUUUAUGAACUUGGACAGAGAAUCAACUAUCAAACAAGACUUUGAACAAUCAGAAUUGAGAAGAAACUCAGAAAGCCUAAAUGGAACGGAGUCAGCUUACCCUUCCUUUCCUGAACUGCAAAAGGCUGUGAGUGACAUGGGCCUCUGGAUAAUGCAGGUCUGUGCAAUAGCACGGCUCCGUUUCCUAAAGUUAAAACGAGGGAGAAAAGUACUUCUGACUCUGCUGUUGAUAUUUGGAAUUGCAUUAUUCCCUUUGACUUUGGAACAUAUAAUAUAUACUAUGUUACAUCAAAAUUCCGAUUGGGAAUUUAAGGCAGAAUUGUAUUUCUUGUCUCCUGGACAACUUCCUCAGGAUCCCCGCACCAGCCUAUUGAUCAUCAAUAACACAGAAUCAAAUAUUGAAGAUUUUAUACAAUCAUUGAAGCAUCAAAAUAUACUUUUGGAAGUUGAUGACUUUGCAAACAGAAAUGGCACUGAAGGUCUCUCAUAUAAUGGAGCUAUCAUAGUUUCUGGUAAACAAAAGGAUUAUAGAUUUUCAGUUGUAUGCAACACUAAGAGGCUACACUGUUUUCCUGUCCUGAUGAAUAUCAUCAGCAAUGGGCUACUUUAUAUGCUUAAUUAUACACAACAUAUUCGAAUUGAGAGAAGUCAGUUUUUUUUGAACCAUGUAAUGAUAUGGAUCGGGCUGCCAGAAGGUUCCUUUUUCUUAUUUUUUAUUGUGUGCAGCAUUUCUCCUUACAUUGCCAUGACUUCUACCAGUGAUUAUAAAAAGAAAGCUGAUAUCCAGCUAUGGAUUUCAGGCCUCUAUCCUUCUGCUUACUGGUGUGGGCAAGCAAUAGUGGAUAUUAACCUCUACAGUUUAAUUCUCCUUUCAACGUAUUUAAUCUUCUACAUAACAAAGAUAAUGGACAUUGACCUUACAAGUCGAAUUGUGCUUGCUACAGUAAGUAACACAUUACAAAGGACAAAUUUUAUAAAGUAACUAAAAAUAAAUUUAAUGUUACUGUUUUAUGUAAUUGUGAUGAUGUCAUUGUAAACCAUAAAACA